Messenger RNA from Plodia interpunctella (Indianmeal moth), 1334 nucleotides. RefSeq names its product nudC (gene nudC). The transcript has 8 exons. NCBI's taxonomy places the organism in Eukaryota, Metazoa, Arthropoda, Insecta, Lepidoptera, Pyralidae. The record is from RefSeq and is a predicted model, not a curated record. Gene Ontology annotation, cellular component: cytoplasm. The coding region runs from base 137 to 1108 and encodes 323 amino acids. Gene Ontology annotation, biological process: protein folding.
GUCAAAUUUACGUUUGCUGUUCCACUAAUUCGACGUGAUUGUGUGAUUGUGUUUCUGUUUUGAAGAGGUUUUCAGUUAUUGCUAUUUUAUCUUGCAAUAUUUUCUAUUUCUUAACUUAAUCGUAUUCGUGAUCACUAUGGCUAAUGAUCCUGAACGAUUUGAUUCGAUGCUUCUUGCCAUGGCCCAGCAACAUGAAGGCGGCGUAAAAGAUCUUCUGAGGACUAUAGUUGGAUUUUUGGCACGAAAAACUGACUUUUUCACUGGAGGAAAAGAAGGUGAUUGGGAAAAAGUAGUCAAAGAAACAUUCUACGAGCAUGCAAAGAAAGCAACAGAAGAAGCCAAUAGAAUUAAGAAGGAGAAAGAAGAAGCAGACAAGAAAUUGAAGGAAAUACAGCAGAGGAAAGAAAAGGAGAGGCUCCAACAAGACUUCGAGGCAGCUUCGGUCACUGAACUAUCUGAGCAAGAGGCAGAGAAAAUGCAAGAAGAUAUUGAAAAGGAGCAAAAGAAAAAGGCCGAAAUAGGUGAUGGUGAUAGCAACCCAGAAGAAGUAGAGCCACCUGAAGAAGAUGAUGAUCCUAAAGAGAAGGACAAACUUAAACCUAAUUCUGGUAAUGGAUGUGACCUGGAGCACUACAGAUGGACUCAGACUUUGGAGGAAGUGGAGCUCCGAUUGCCGCUGCGCCAAGUGCUGCGGCCUCGCGACCUGACUGUGGUCAUCAGCAAGAAACACCUGAAGGUCGGCAUCAAAGGCCAGCCCCUCAUCAUCGACGGCGAACUAGACGCCGAAGUCAAGAUCGAAGAAUCCACGUGGGUGCUUCAAGAUGGCCGCAACUUGCUUGUCAAUUUAGAAAAGGUAAAUAAAAUGAAUUGGUGGAGUCGGCUGGUGACCACCGACCCUGAAAUAUCUACUAGGAAAAUUAAUCCAGAGCCCUCUAAGCUGUCAGACCUGGAUGGUGAAACUCGAGGCUUAGUCGAAAAGAUGAUGUACGAUCAAAGACAAAAAGAGAUGGGGCUUCCCACCAGUGAGGAACAAAAGAAGCAAGACGUCCUUAAAAAGUUCAUGGAACAGCACCCUGAAAUGGAUUUCUCUAAAUGCAAGUUCAACUAAAGCAAUGGAUUUAAGCACAUACUUAGCAUAUAUAUUGUGUUACGUUAAAGCACCGAUUUUAAAAAAUAGAUGAAAGUGUAUUUUAUUUCAAUUUCUGUUAUGGUGCGAAUUUAUAAAACUAAUGCGACCGCCUAUGUGUUUGAAAUAACUCUUACGUUAAUUACAUUAUGUUAAUUUACGCAUACUUUGUCUUUAAUUUACAAAUAAAUUAAGUUCAUGUACUGCA